GCGAGGCAUCUGGCCUGACAGCCCGUCUGAGCUGCGCUGGUUACACUGUGGCUCGACUUAAAAGUUGAGCUGACAUUUCUUAAGACCUGUGGAGGAGUUUCAGAGCUGACUACUGCUGUAAAACACUUUCUUUCUUUCUUUUUUGGUGGAUGAGGAUUGAAAUUUCUAUACAGAUCCCAUUAUGUAUCUGAUGAGUGGUGUCAUAGUGUUCCUCAGUGUUUUUGGGGCUGUAAAGUUGCUGUCGCUGCCCUCGCUCUGCAGCCUGUCAGCGGGGCUGGGGCUCUGUCUGGUCUGGAGGGGUUCCUGGAAGUUCAUUCAUGUAGCUCUAUGCACCAUAAAAAGAGACCUCAUGUGUCUGGCUGUUAUAUUGCGAGUGAGGUUUUCCAUGUACCGUAAUCUGCGAAAUAAAAGCACUAUCCCUGCCCUGUUUGCGCGGAUGGUGACACAGCACCCCGACAAACCUGCCUUGAUCUAUGAGGCCACAGGGGAGGUUUGGAGUUUCAGGGAAUUGCAGGAGCGAUGCCAUGCUGUGGCACACUGGGCGCUGGCACAAGGCUGGGCUGAGGGUGAUGUUGUGGCCUUGUACAUGGAAAGCCAGCCUUUCAUGGUGGCUCUGUGGUUGGGUCUUGCUAUGGUCGGUGUAGAGGCCGCACUCAUCAACCACAACCUUCGACAGCACUCUCUAGUGCAUUGUGUCAGCGUGUCUGGCGCUCGGGCCGUGGUCUUCGGGACAGAGUUGACUGAAGCGGUGUCGGAGGUGAGCAGCUCCCUGCGGCCCAGCAUGGUUUUGUUCAGCAGUGGUGAGCAGCAGGAUGAGGUGAAGCUUUGCAGCCUCCGCGUUCAAAGCCUGGAGGCUCUGCUGGCCAGGUCACCCAACCACCCGACAGACUACACACUCAGGAAGGAAUUUAACGACAGACUCUUUUACAUCUACACCUCUGGAACAACGGGAAUGCCAAAGGCAGCUGUAGUGGUACACAGUCGGUAUUUCCGCAUCGCUGCCUUUGGUUUCCACUCCUUUGGCCUGCGACAUGAUGACAUCAUUUACGACUGCCUUCCCCUGUAUCAUUCUGCAGGUACCAUCAUGGGUGUAGGCCAGUGUUUGCUCUUUGGUUUGACUGUUGUAGUCAGGAGGAAGUUCUCAGCCAGUCGCUUCUGGGAUGACUGUGUUAAACACAACUGCACUGUAAUCCAGUACAUAGGCGAGAUCUGCCGUUACCUGUUGGCCCAGCCAGUCCGCCCAUCUGAGGCACAUCACCGGGUCCGUGUUGCCCUUGGUAACGGCCUCCGUCCCUCUGUGUGGGAAGAGUUUGUCCAGAGAUUUAGAAUCCGAACGGUUGGGGAAUUUUAUGGCGCCACUGAGUGCAACUGCAGCUUGAUUAACAUAGAUGGAAAGGUGGGGGCGUGUGGCUUUAACAGCCGCAUCCUUCCAGGCUUUUACCCCAUCAGACUGGUCAGGGUGCAGGAGGAGCACGGAGAGCUGCUCAGGGAUUCACAGGGACUCUGUAUACCCUGUCUACCGGGUGAGCCAGGUAUGCUAGUGGGACGCAUCAACCACGCCGAUCCGCUCAGGAGAUUUGAUGGGUACGCUGAUCAGGAUUCCACCAAUCAGAAAAUAGCUCACAAUAUCUUCAAGAUGGGAGACUCUGCUUAUAUCUCAGGUGACGUAUUGGUGAUGGACGAAUAUGGCUACAUGUAUUUCAGGGACCGCAGUGGCGACACGUUUCGAUGGCGAGGGGAGAAUGUUUCCACCACAGAGGUGGAGGGAGUCCUCAGUGGCCUGCUGGGACACACUGAUGUAGCCGUUUAUGGAGUUUCUGUACCAGGUGUGGAGGGAAAGGCUGGUAUGGCAGCAAUAGCUCAUGCAGGAGGCCAGUUUGACCUUGAUGCAUUCUUGAUAGCUGUACAGAAAGCCCUGCCCUCCUACGCACGCCCAGUCUUCCUUCGACUCAUGCCAUCUGUUGACACUACAGGUACUUUCAAAAUUCAGAAGAUGCGACUACAGAGGGAAGGAUUCAAGCCACAAGACUCAAGUGAAUACAUUUAUUUUCUGGACAGCCGUGCUGGGUGUUACGAGGCUGUCACUGAUGAACUGCAUAAUGCCAUCAUGGAAGGAAACGUGUGUCUAUGAGGAGACUCAGCGGGACAUAGAGACUGUUGAACAGGAUGGUGCAGUAUUUUUCACAGAGGAAAGAAUAUACACAGGAUUUAGUAUUGACUACAUCCCUAUAAAUACUGUAAUAACCUACUGUGGAAACUAUUUUUUACCAUUUUUUCUUUUUUUUUUAAAAUUUU
Seriola dumerili (greater amberjack) is the source of this 2295-nucleotide messenger RNA. RefSeq names its product long-chain fatty acid transport protein 1-like. Gene Ontology annotation, cellular component: plasma membrane; mitochondrial inner membrane. Gene Ontology annotation, molecular function: long-chain fatty acid-CoA ligase activity; fatty acid transmembrane transporter activity; long-chain fatty acid transmembrane transporter activity. Gene Ontology annotation, biological process: phosphatidylethanolamine biosynthetic process; response to cold; phosphatidylcholine biosynthetic process. NCBI's taxonomy places the organism in Eukaryota, Metazoa, Chordata, Actinopteri, Carangiformes, Carangidae. The coding region runs from base 182 to 2131 and encodes 649 amino acids. The transcript is spliced from 14 exons. The record is from RefSeq and is a predicted model, not a curated record.